AUGUGUCAUAAGGAGUCAUCAGCUGUUGUCCAGUUUGAGACUAUGCCUGCAUAUCAAGGCGAUGACUUGGUGGGUGAUAUUCGGGUACUAUAUCGAGUAUUUUGGAGUUAUUACUCAUGCAUCAGGGCAUUCAGACAUUGUAAGCCAGUUGUCCAGGUGGAUGGGACUCACUUGUACGGAAAGUAUAAGGGUUGUCUACUAGUGGCAGUUUCACAGGAUGACAACAACAAUAUCGUCCCAAUUGCGUUUGCUAUUGUGGAGGGAGAGACUUCUGAUGGAUGGCACUUUUUCCUUAGUAAACUGCGUCAACAUGUUGUCACUCGGAAUGGUGUGGGACUGAUAUCCGACCGACACGAAUCCAUCAAUACCGCUGUGGAACGCAGUAACGGAGCUUGGUCACCUCCUAGAGCUUUUCAUAUGUUUUACAUCAGGCAUAUAGAGUCGAAUUUUUUGAGAAAGUUCAAGGCACCGUACCUGCAAAAAUUGGUCGUCAACAUUGGUAACCUUUUAUACGCAUUGGCAUAUGAUGGUGGCUACCGAUGGGGUCACAUGACGACGAAUCUAGUAGAAUGCAUCAAUUCAGUAUUGAAGGGUGCACGCAAUCUCCUCAUUACUGCUCUUGUGAAGGCAACAUUCUACAUGCUUAAUGAGUUGUUCACCCGAAAAAGAGCGGAGGCGGAAGCCCGGAUUAAUUCUGGCCAUAUGUUUUCUGAUAUCGUGCCCUCGAAGUUGCAUACAAACCAACUUGCAUCAGGAAACAUUCAGGUGGACCGGAUCCCCUGUAGACAUGUGUUCGCAUGUUGUGCCAACCAGCGACUGGAUUGGCAUGUGUAUGUGCAUGAUGUGUAUAAGAUGGACCAAGUUCGGCGGGUGUACCGCGCCAGGUUUAGGCCACUAGGUAAUCCUACUACAUGGCCUGCUUACAACGGACCUCGGUUUGUACCAAAUCCGUACCUGAGACGCAUCACGAAAGGUCGUCCCAGGAUGACGCGGUUCUUGAAUGAGAUAGACACGCGAAUGUUACGUCGUCCUAGACGAUGUAGGCUAUGUGGGGCUGAGGGACACAGUCGUAGUAGAUGCCGUCAGUCAGCUGGUGCAAAUGCCGACAGAGAUGCUCAAUAG
Molecule: messenger RNA, 1122 nt
Organism: Arachis ipaensis
Lineage: Eukaryota; Viridiplantae; Streptophyta; Magnoliopsida; Fabales; Fabaceae
Source: RefSeq, a predicted model, not a curated record